This is a messenger RNA of Oldenlandia corymbosa var. corymbosa, 276 nucleotides long. Lineage: Eukaryota; Viridiplantae; Streptophyta; Magnoliopsida; Gentianales; Rubiaceae. The record is from the annotation of a GenBank genome assembly.
AUGGCUAUGAAGGCAAAGAACGUUUCCAACUCCAUCAAGCAUGAAGUUGCUCGGUUGAACAUAAAUGUGAACCUCAGCAGGAUCAACACCAAAAACAUUGUCCAAGAAGGAUGGGCAACAGUGCUUGUAAGCUAUGGUUAUGGCAUUAGCUGCCCGCACAUUGGAAUGAAGGCAUUCUCAGAGCACAUAUCAUACAGCGAAAGUUUGAUUUGUAGUACAUUGGCAGCAUGACAAAAGCACAAGGAGCAUCAAUCAUCAUUUGGUGCAGCAGAUGUG